UUCUUUCAAUAAUGUUAAUAUCAGAGAGACAGCUUAUCCUUAAGGCUUGACCCAAAGCCACUCACUCGUGCGUGUGUAUAGCGUAGCAGCUAAUAGCAAUGCCCACUUUGAAUCUCUUCACAAACGUUCCUGUCGACACCGUCGUUGCUUCUGACAUUCUCAGAGAUGCCACCAAAGCUGUUGCAAAAAUCAUCGGAAAACCCGAAUCCUAUGUGAUGAUUUUGUUGAAUGGGGGAGUGCCUAUUGCAUUUGCUGGAACUGAAGAGCCAGCUGCUUAUGGAGAACUGAUCUCGAUUGGGGGCCUUGGUCCGAGUGUCAAUGGAAAACUGAGUUCUACAAUUGCAGAAAUUCUUGAAACUAAGCUAUACAUUGACAGUUCCCGUUUCUAUAUCAAGUUUUAUGAUGUUCAGCGCUCAUUCUUUGGGUUCAAUGGCUCAACCUUUUGAUCUAACUUUUUUUCUAGUAAUAGAUUGUGAGUUUCACUGGGGGAAAAUCUGGCUAAUUCUUCUUCCUGUGGAUUAUUACAAAUUUGUAUCCAUGAUUGUAUGAAUGAAUACAAUUAAUUUAUCAAAAUGGGAAAAUCCGUCCUCCUUUGUUCCUUUUUA
Glycine soja is the source of this 605-nucleotide messenger RNA. RefSeq names its product macrophage migration inhibitory factor homolog. Gene Ontology annotation, molecular function: phenylpyruvate tautomerase activity. The record is from RefSeq and is a predicted model, not a curated record. The transcript has 3 exons. The coding region runs from base 99 to 446 and encodes 115 amino acids. NCBI's taxonomy places the organism in Eukaryota, Viridiplantae, Streptophyta, Magnoliopsida, Fabales, Fabaceae.